Messenger RNA from Durio zibethinus, 2854 nucleotides. Its product is annotated as 3-ketoacyl-CoA synthase 1-like. NCBI's taxonomy places the organism in Eukaryota, Viridiplantae, Streptophyta, Magnoliopsida, Malvales, Malvaceae. Gene Ontology annotation, cellular component: membrane. Gene Ontology annotation, biological process: fatty acid biosynthetic process. Gene Ontology annotation, molecular function: acyltransferase activity, transferring groups other than amino-acyl groups. The record is from RefSeq and is a predicted model, not a curated record.
CACGUGAUGUUCAUAAAAAAACCAUUGAUGAUUUCUUGGCAAUAACCAAAACGUCAUGCAAUGGUAAAUGGAAAGACCUUAAUAAAGAUUCUUUGAGCUUUCUUGAAAGAAACCUCGCAAUCUCACAUGGUGGCACAGGCAAUUUCCCCCACAAUCCCAUUGACAAAAUAUACCAACAUCUCUUCUUCCUCCAACCUGAAUUUUGCACUUUUUGACUCAAAGAGAUAUAGGGCUUUAGUCCUUUAUUUUUUUUUUAUUUGAUUUCUCAAUACUAAUCCCAUACUAUACUCCUACGGUGGUUGAGCUAUCUAUCCUUUCUCGGAACUACCCGUCAUUAAUUCAACAUACUCCUUCCAGCUUUCUUUCCUUUUUUUUCUUGGGUUGUUGUUAUAUUAACUCUUGUGGUCUAGCUUCCCCGUCCCUUGCGUUUCAGAGCUAAUUUUCUCUUGCUUUCUCUCACUCCUUUUUGUUUUUAUAUAAGCAAAUUUCUGUUUGGGUGAUUUUAGUUCAGCUCCUCAUAGACAACACAACAAACCCAUAUUUUUUAAGAGCCCCCAAAAAUAGUGUUAGAGAGACAAUAUGGAUAGGGAUAGCAUAGAGAUGGAUAACGAGCGGCUGACGGCGGAAAUGGCAUUCAAAGACUCCUCCUCCGCCGUCAUCAAAAUUCGGCAAAGAUUGCCUGAUUUCCUGCAAUCUGUAAAGCUUAAGUAUGUAAAGUUAGGCUAUGGUUAUUCAUGUAACCCCGCCACCAUACUUAUGUUUGCUCUAAUCCUACCACUUUUCGUUGCCACUUUGGUUCAGUUAACUGGUCUGAAAUUGGACCGGAUUUCUGAGUUAUGGACCAACCAAGCCCUUCGACUUGAGAGCAUUGAUGCUGUUACAAGACUAACUGGUUCACUAAUCCUAUUCUUCCUCUUUGGUCUCUACUAUGCGAAGCGGUCCAGGCCAGUUUACCUCGUCGACUUCGCAUGUUACAAACCUGAAGAUGAUCGUAAAAUGUCAGUUGACUCCUUCCUGAAGAUGACUGAAGAUAGCGGAGCUUUCACGGAGGACACGCUUCAAUUUCAAAGAAGGAUAUCAACCAGGUCUGGGCUAGGCGAUGAGACGUAUUUCCCAAGAGGGAUAACAUCUAGACCACCAAAUCUGUGCGUGGAAGAGGCUCGAUCUGAAGCUGAAGCUGUCAUGUUCGGAGCACUCGGCUCACUUUUUGAGAAAACCGGAGUCAAACCAAAGGAUAUUGGCAUCCUUAUCGUAAAUUGUAGCUUAUUUAAUCCAACCCCAUCUCUCUCAGCUAUGAUAGUCAACCAUUACAAGCUUCGUACGGAUAUCAAGAGCUACAAUCUUGGAGGAAUGGGCUGCAGCGCAGGCCUUAUAUCAAUUGAGCUUGCUAAAAACCUCCUUCAAGCCAAUCCUAACACGUAUGCCAUAGUGGUAAGCACUGAAAACAUUACUCUGAAUUGGUAUUUCGGCAAUGACAGGUCCAUGUUGCUAUGCAAUUGCAUAUUCCGCAUGGGUGGAGCCGCUGUGCUCUUAUCAAACAAGUCACGAGAAAAGGCUCGUUCCAAGUAUCAGCUGGUUCACUUGGUUCGAACCCAUAAAGGCGCGGAUGAUAAACAUUACAACUGCGUUUACCAAAGAGAGGAUGACAAAGGAAUUAUUGGGGUUUCAUUGGCUCGUGAAUUAAUGGCUGUAGCUGGAGACGCAUUGAAAACCAAUAUCACCACUCUGGGUCCCCUUGUUUUACCAUUCACAGAACAGUUCAUGUUCUUUGCCACCCUUGUUCGAAAGAAGAUUUUCAAAGCCAAAGUUAAGCCUUAUAUACCUGAUUUCAAGCUUGCUUUCGAGCAUUUCUGUAUCCAUGCUGGUGGAAGGGCGGUUUUGGAUGAAUUACAGAAAAAUUUGCAACUAACAGAUUGGCAUAUGGAGCCUUCAAGGAUGACUCUACAUAGAUUUGGAAACACUUCAAGUAGUUCACUGUGGUAUGAACUGGCUUAUACGGAGGCUAAGGGUCGGGUCUCGGGCGGUGACCGGGUGUGGCAGAUUGCAUUUGGAUCGGGUUUCAAGUGCAAUAGUGCUAUUUGGAGAGCGCUUAGGUCGACUCCCAUGAGUGAGUCAAGGGGUAACCCUUGGAAGGAUGAAAUGGACAAGUACCCGUUGAAGGUUCCCCAUGCUUAAUAUUCUCCAGUGUUGUCAAUUAAUUGGCUGUGAAGCAUAUGAACGUGACCUGGCUGUGGGAUGUGGGGUUCCUUCUAUUUUAUUCUUGUGCUCUUCUAAUCUCUGUGUCCUCUUUUGUAAUUUCGUAUUGUACCAGAAUCAUGAUUUACUCGGUAAUUUAAUCAGUAUACGUUGAAAAGAAAAACAGAAAAAAAAAAAAAAAAAAGAAAAUUAACCUCGCACCCGAUUUGAACGAGUCAAUUUACUCUCAUUUGUAUAUUUCCAUUACCCCCACCAAAAAAAAAAAGACACAAUUAGAAUAAUAUUCAUAAAGGGGCCGUUAUUAUCUCGCAUUUACAAUAUAUAUUGCUGUAAACUUAUAAUAUAGUAACCAUUUUUAUAGUAAUUUGUUUUAUAAUCAUUUGAUGAAAAAGAUGACUAUUCUAGAACAGCCUAACAUAGGACACAUGAAAAAUUUAAUUUAUUUAGACAAAUUUGAUACUUGCAUAAUUUAUUUAGAAUGAUAAGUGGCAGCAAAGCAGGUACACACAUAAUAUUACUAUCGUUAUAAAAAAAAAUCAUAGAUUUUGUGUGGUAAUCAUUUGCCACUUGCCAUACAAUACCGUUGGUUUUGAUAAAGACCUUUGAUUCAAAUUGGUUGGAAGUUCAGGAAUUCUCUAUUAAUGCGACAUGGGAUGAU